Molecule: messenger RNA, 1253 nt
Organism: Seminavis robusta
Lineage: Eukaryota; Bacillariophyta; Bacillariophyceae; Naviculales; Naviculaceae
Source: the annotation of a GenBank genome assembly
CGUAACGAACAAAACAACACCGAACAUGGCCAUUGUCUUGCCAAAUCGAGCAUUAGGAACGGUGCGAAGGAUUACAGAGGAUGAACGACGUUUUCGGGGGAAGGAAACACAAAGUAGAAGAAGCAAUCUUAUCAAAUCGAGAAAGAAAACGAAGCAACAAUGGAGAGCAAGGACGUGGAUAUCAAAGGCUUGGAAACAGCAAACUUUGCCACCAUCACGGUCGACGCCUUGAAGCGUCUUGUCCCUGUACCAGGCGAUACUAUCCAUCUAAUUUUGGAGCCUGACUCUUUAGAUAAGCAUCGGCUGGUUCCUGAAGCUGCCUUGGCAGGAGAGAACUUUGUGAUUUCUCUAAAGCAAACCAAGCAAGAUCGUCAUUGUGGGAAUGUAAGGAUCGAAGGAGAGCUCUUGCUGCAUUACGCUUGUCAGAAAGGAGCAUCUACGGAGGUACUAAAGUACAUCUGGGAGACGGAUCCAAAAGCUGUCAUGCGUGAAUCCAGUAGCAGUGGUGGGGAGCUGCCAAUCCACUCUCUUCUCAAGUUGGACGAAACAAGACCGUCUCUGGAGAAAAUGAAGCUCCUCAUUGAAGCCUAUCCUGAAGCAUUAGCGGUAGCAGACGAAGCGGGUUGUCUGCCAUUGCAUUAUGCAUGCUGGAAUGAGAACAUUUCUGUCGACAUUAUCCAAUAUCUUGUGACACGAUACCCAAAAGGUCUUCACCAGAGAGGUGGCUUUUGUGAUGAACUGCCGCUUUGGUACGCCGUCGAGAGCGAGCUCCCUCUUCAUAUCCUCGUGACACUGCUGCGUCCGUUUCCUCAGGCUGUGUCAGAGUGGGGCUGCUUCCAAAGCGUAUCGGACCAUUACGAUCAAGCGACCACAAAGAUUCUGUUUGAGGCAGCCAAUCAGGCACAGCAAGAAGCAUUGCUAAACGAAGAGCUCGCAUGGGUCAAUGCCAACCUCAGUCAACUGGUUGAACUACUCCAACCUCCAAAGAUGGAACACAACGCACAGCACCAAGAUCUCGAUGAAUGUGCCGUGCCAGUCUUCCACUGGAUUCGAGCACGUGCAGAGCAUUCGAAGGAAACGUUGACGAGGACAUCAUCCAGUUUGGACAACCUGGUGGAGACUGAAUAAGUGUAGUACAGCAGAGGGAGCACAGAGUCGAGACAGCAUGGUGCAUGGGUUGCAUUUCUCGGCUUUGUUUACAAGUAGCUAGUAGAUAUCUAAGAAUGUUAAGAUAUAUGUGAGUACUCUUGGCA